Molecule: messenger RNA, 3262 nt
Organism: Vicugna pacos (alpaca)
Lineage: Eukaryota; Metazoa; Chordata; Mammalia; Artiodactyla; Camelidae
Gene: PTPRR
Product: protein tyrosine phosphatase receptor type R
Biological process (GO): protein dephosphorylation; signal transduction
Cellular component (GO): cell junction; cytosol; plasma membrane
Molecular function (GO): protein kinase binding; protein tyrosine phosphatase activity
Source: RefSeq, a predicted model, not a curated record
CGCCGCCGCCUCUGCCUCUCCUCCUCUCCUACGGAGGCGAAGCCGGUGCUUCCUCCUGUCGGCGCCGCAGACCGCCCUGCCCGCCCCAGCCGGGGACCUGGGCAUGAAGCCCGGAGACCCGGGGACACUUGGCGGGGGCUCCUUCCAGUAACACUUGGCCUGAAGGGGCGUCGUGGCGGAGUUGCUCCUCCGCCUCUCGAUGCAAACACUAUGCGGAGAGCGGUCGGCUUCCCUGCGCUGUGCCUGCUUCUGCUUAGUCUUCACGCUGCAGGGUGCUUUUCAGGAAAUAAUGAUCACUUUUUGGCAAUUCAUCGGAAGAAGAGUGGAAAACCAGCGUUCAUUUAUCACCAUUCACAAGACGUUGAGAAGAGCCUGGAUAUAGCUCCACAAAAGAUACAUAAACAUCGCUACCAUUCCUCUUCCGAAACUCACAUAAGCAAACACCACCAAAUUGUUAAUUCAGCAUUUCCCAAACCUGCCUAUGACCCGUCUCUCAAUCUGUUGGCCAUGGCCGGUCAAGACCUUGAAGUGGAAAACCUGCCAAUCCCAGCAGCAAAUGUAAUUGUGGUGACCCUGCAAAUGGAUGUAAACCAGCUGAACAUAACUUUGCUCCGGAUAUUCCGCCAAGGAGUGGCCGCUGCUUUAGGACUCUUACCCCAGCAAGUGCACAUCAAUCGCCUCAUUGGAAAGAAGAACAGUGUGGAGCUAUUUGUGUCUCCCAUAAAUAGAAAAGCAGGAAUUUCUGACGCUCUGCCAUCUGAGGAAGUGCUGCGUUCACUUAAUAUCAAUGUUUUGCAUCAAAGUUUGUCCCAAUUUGGAAUUACAGAAGUCUCCCCUGAGAAAAAUGUUUUACAAGGACAGCAUGAAGCGGACAAAAUCUGGAGCAAAGAAGGAUUUUAUGCUGUUGUCAUCUUUCUCAGCAUCUUCAUUAUCAUAGUAACGUGUUUGAUGAUUCUUUACAGAUUAAAAGAAAAAUUUCAGCUCUCCUUGAGACAAGAUAAAGAGAAAAACCAGGAGAUCCACCUGUCGCCCAUUACGUUACAGCCAUCACAGGCUGAAGCAAAGGCAGCCACCAGCAUGGUCCAGCCUGAGCAGGCUCCGAAGAUACUGAACGUGGUCGUGGACCCUCAAGGCCAGUACACUCCUGAGAUCAGGGCCGCCACCUCUGUCUGCCCUUCUCCUUUCAAAAUGAAGCCCAUAGGCCUUCAGGAGAGACGAGGGUCCAACGUAUCUCUUACAUUGGACAUGAGUAGCUUGGGGAACGUUGAACCCUUUGUGACCAUACCAACCCCACGGGAGAAGGUAGCGAUGGAGUAUCUGCAGUCAGCCAGCCGAAUUCUCACAAGGUCACAGCUGAGAGACGUCGUGGCAAGUUCACAUUUACUCCAAAGUGAAUUUAUGGAAAUACCAAUGAACUUUGUGGAUCCCAAAGAAAUUGACAUUCCACGUCAUGGAACUAAAAAUCGCUAUAAGACCAUUUUGCCAAAUCCCCUCAGCAGAGUAUGUUUAAGACCAAAACAUGUAACUGAUUCUUUGAGCACCUACAUUAAUGCUAAUUAUAUUAGGGGCUACAGCGGCAAGGAGAAAGCGUUCAUCGCCACGCAGGGCCCCAUGAUCAACACCGUGAAUGACUUCUGGCAGAUGGUUUGGCAGGAAGACAGUCCCGUGAUCGUUAUGAUCACAAAACUCAAAGAAAAAAAUGAGAAAUGCGUGCUUUACUGGCCAGAAAAGAGAGGAAUAUAUGGGAAGGUGGAGGUUCUGGUUAUUAACGUAAAUGAAUGUGAUAACUACACCGUUCGAAACCUCGUCUUAAAGCAAGGAAGUCACACCCAGCACGUGAAGCAUUACUGGUACACCUCAUGGCCCGAUCACAAGACUCCAGACAGUGCCCAGCCCCUUCUGCAGCUCAUGCUGGAUGUGGAAGAAGACAGACUCGCUUCUGCAGGCAGAGGGCCUGUGGUUGUCCACUGCAGUGCAGGGAUAGGCAGGACGGGGUGUUUUAUUGCUACGUCCAUUGGCUGUCGACAGUUGAAGGAAGAAGGCGUUGUGGACGCUCUCAGCAUCGUCUGCCAGCUUCGUGUAGACAGGGGUGGAAUGGUCCAAACCAGUGAGCAGUAUGAAUUUGUGCAUCAUGCCCUGUGCCUGUACGAAAGCAGACUUUCAGCAGAAACGGUCCAGUGAUUCUCUGAAGACAUACCAAACCGUCGAUCUCUCGGGGUGAUUAAUUGAUUACCCACCUGAGGCUUCUGGAGGGAGCUUCCUGCAAUGGAAGGAAAGAGACGCCGGGACGUCAAGCUGGGGCAUGGAUUGUGGAAGGUGGCAACGCAUUAAAGAUUGCCAGCCUCUUGUGUAUAGGAAUGCAUUUGUAAGCAUCCCCUAAGUUGUUCUGAAGGUCCUGUGCUGAUGGAGGUAUGACACAGCGAAGGAGGAUUUUGUUUUGUCUGUAUUGACUAUCUGCUUCACAGAAUAUAUAUAUGAAAUAGUGAUAUAUGUCAUCAGAUGAUGACGGGAAGAGCUGCUGAAGAAAUUAUUAUUGUGUGUUUAGAUGCUUUAAUGUUUGCAAAAUCUGUCUUGUGAAUGGACUGUCAGCUGUUAAACUGUUCCUGUUUUAAGUGCUAAUUCCUUUCUCAGUUACCAGAAUCUUGCCGCUAAAGUUGCAAGUGAUUGAUAAUGGAUUUUUUUUAAAAAUAAGUCCCUGUUUUUGGAAAAAAAAAUCAAAAGCAGUAACUAUUUUAUAUGGAAAUGUGUCUUGAAAAUAUUACCUAGCAAAUGUGUAUUUAUCAGUACCUCCUAUCCAUCAAUUACAGAGCACAAUGGUUGUCAUUGGGUAUAAAUGUAUUUACUCUACUAUAGAGGUGAUUUCUGCUCCAGGACUCUAUCCACUGAAUUUCUACAUUGUGAAUCACUUUACUUUCAAAGGGAAAAACAAAUUUGUAGCAAAUGAUGUAUUAAGAAUUUUAAAUACUCGUCUCUCUUUUACUAAGAAAGACUUUUUGAAUAUGCUGUCUACCUGGAAUCUCUCUCCCAAUAAAAGGCAGAUGCCUUUGGGAAGGGUGUAACCUCUCCCAUUUCCAGAGGUUCUUCAAAAGGAUGCUGCCAUGGAUAUCCUUAAAUUCCUAAAGGAUUUAAUCCUCAAGAGACAAAUAAAGUUAAAAAAAAAACUACACUCAGCAAACACUAGAUGUUCUGCUCAGAUACACAUUUUUAAUGCAGCCAUGUUGACUUUGUUUCCUACUGCCAAUAAACUACUCUUAAUACUAAA